Molecule: messenger RNA, 735 nt
Organism: Adineta ricciae
Lineage: Eukaryota; Metazoa; Rotifera; Eurotatoria; Adinetida; Adinetidae
Source: the annotation of a GenBank genome assembly
AUGCAAAUGGUUGUCGACUUUGCUCGUCCAGGUAUUGCUUUUACAACCAUACAGCAUGCUUUUCGACAGGUUACACAUCCCAUGCAAUUAAAGCAAUUUCGAGAAUAUGUUGCAAAUAAUGGAAACCGUCGGCAAAAAUUGGAGUAUGUAGAGCAUUUUUUACUCGAUAGAUUUCGCUCUGCUCGUAAUAACAAUUUACCUCUGCAUGACCUUGACGUGAAGCGAUGGGCUCUAUCCGAAGCAAAAACAGAAAAUCUAGAUGGGUUCAAAGCAAAUAGCUAUUGGCUUCUCAAUCUAAAAAAACGCAACGGUAUAUCUUCCAGAAAAGUGACAAAAUUCGUUUCUCAUCGAGAAGUUGUUGAUAAAUCGAUAAUUAAACAGACUACUGAUGGUUUUGUCGCUGAGGCAAUCAAACAUAUACCAAAAUAUAAACUUGAUUUUGUGUUAAAUACCGAUCAAUCUGGUUUUAAUUACGAACUGCCUUCGAACCGUACAUUGUCUUAUGAAGGAGAAAAAGCAACUUAUCUAUCUGUAAAAUCUUUGAAUGCUAUAAGCCAUUCCUAUACAGUUAUGCCGAUCAUUAGUGCCGCUGGUCAGUUGCUCAGUCCUGUUUUUAUUUGUCUUCAGGAACCUACGGGUCAUUUUCCAAUUACAAGAGCGGUCUUUUCAGCAUCAAAUGUAGUAACUAGUUGUAGUGCAUCUGGAAAGUUAAAUAAAUCCUUAGUGGAAUACUGA